AUUUGUUCUCCUCCGGUUUUUGUAAUUAAUUACAGCAUGUUUGGUUAAAGAUAAUGGCUAUGCCAUUACCUACCUAUUACAAGCUUCUUCUGCUUCCCACUUAAACAGUGGUUUGGUUGAAGAGAAUACCCUAUUACGGGUGUAUUCCAUUCCGGCCUUAAGCAGAAAAAUUUGAGGAUUUCAAUUCCCUUCCCUCUUCACCGUUUACCCAUUCCGUCCCAAAUCAACCCUAUUUUACCCUCACAAAUUCUCACCUCAAAAACACUCAACGGCAACCAUUUCUUGCUUCCUCCGACUUCGGCAUUCCUCCCCUUCAUCCAGGGUCAGGUGAACAUUUUUUGGCUAUCGCCAUCUUCAUCUUCAUCUUUCUUCUAGUUGAACCUCCUUAUUUACAUCUCCCAAAUCACUCUACUCCGAUUUGCUCUUCUUUCGCCAAACAAACGCGAGAUUUGUAGAUUUAUUUCUCGUCUAUCUGCCUCUGAAUCAAUGGGAUAAUGAUAAAUUUUGCAAUCAUUAUGGACCUGGGCAACUAGAUACAAGAAGUUAUGGUGAGCAAUAUGCUAGUAAAGAGAAGAUGCAAACCUUGCUUUGCUUCCUGAGCAGACACCUUUCUACAAAGAUCUGCUAUCUUUCAUUUGAAUUUUGUAUUAUCUCAUCCUAGUCAUGUGGAUUGGGAAAUGUAGCAUUGACAAAUGUUACAGGCUGCUGUGGCUGUUCAAGCAGGUGUAUGCGUGGACAUUUUUGCUGUUACAAAUGAGUAUACAGAUUUGGCAUCUCUUAAAUUUAUUAGCAUAGAAAGUGGUGGCUCUUUGUUCUUAUAUGCAAAUACAGAUGAUUCAACACUUCCUCAGGACAUGUACCGAAUGCCAAGUCGACCAUAUGCUUUUACUUGCGUACUAAGAUUGAGGACAUCUACUGAAUUCAAGCCUGGCCAUUCUUAUGGUCACUUCUUCCCAGAUCCUCAAUAUGAAAAUGUUCAGCACAUCAUUUGUUGUGAUUUUUUUGCAACAUAUGCUUAUGAUUUUGAUUUCGCUAAUAAUGUUGGAUUUUACAGAUAUUAAUUACUCAUUACAAUUUCGUUCUUUGGCUGCCACAGUCAAUAUUACUAGUCUUUUUUAUUGUUGAAUCUGAUGGACAUACAUUCUGGACUAUUUUGCUCUAGAAUGCAGGGACUUCAUCUGGCAUAGAAUCUUAUAGCUUAGUAUUCUACUUUCUUUGAGUUCUCUUGAUUCAAUAAAAUCUAUUCAUUAUGCUCAGAUUUGUAAUAUGUAAAUUGUUAGAUUAUACAAUGUUAUUAUGAUUAUUUUGUUUUUUCUCAUUGUA
Molecule: messenger RNA, 1323 nt
Organism: Gossypium raimondii (Peruvian cotton)
Lineage: Eukaryota; Viridiplantae; Streptophyta; Magnoliopsida; Malvales; Malvaceae
Exons: 5
Coding region: 693-1061 (122 amino acids)
Biological process (GO): intracellular protein transport; endoplasmic reticulum to Golgi vesicle-mediated transport; COPII-coated vesicle cargo loading
Cellular component (GO): endoplasmic reticulum exit site; COPII vesicle coat
Molecular function (GO): SNARE binding; zinc ion binding
Source: RefSeq, a predicted model, not a curated record